Acytostelium subglobosum LB1 is the source of this 2331-nucleotide messenger RNA. RefSeq lists its product as hypothetical. NCBI's taxonomy places the organism in Eukaryota, Evosea, Eumycetozoa, Acytosteliales, Acytosteliaceae. Gene Ontology annotation, molecular function: alpha-mannosidase activity; carbohydrate binding. The transcript has 5 exons. Gene Ontology annotation, biological process: mannose metabolic process; oligosaccharide catabolic process. The annotation marks the transcript as partial. The record is from RefSeq and is a predicted model, not a curated record.
UUAGAUAUGACAACACCAAGAAGUAUUAUAGUGGAGAGAAUUGAGAAGUUCAUCAGUGAUACUUACUUCACAGAUGUGAACAUCAAGGGAAAGAUUUACCCGCAGUUGGAUGCCGAUGCUAUCAAGCUCCAAGUGUCCGAUCAAUGUGAUCGUAUACCUUACCAAGACGCACUCAAGUUGCAUUAUAAAGAGUGCAAGGUUGGAUCAUCUUAUGGACCAAGUUGGGCUACUUAUUGGUUCAAGUUGGAGAUCAAUGUACCACAAGCAUUCAAGGGUAAGGAGGUUCAUCUUUUGUGGAACUCAUCAUCUGAGGCUUUGAUCUGGAACAAUGGUGUGCCAAUCCAGGGUCUGACCGGUGGCACGUGGAAUGAUAAACGUGUAGAGUACGUCCUAACCAAGCACUCCAACGGUAGUGAGCAUUACAGUCUAAUGGUUGAAAUGGCAUGCAAUGGAAUGUUUGGAGUUGGAAAGGAUGGAUUGAUCAAUCCAUGUGAUCCAAACAAGACCUUUACACUCACUCGUUGUGAGUUGGGAGUGUUUGAUCGUGAAUGUUAUGACCUGUACACAUACCUCACAAUGCUCUAUGAUAUCUCCAAGAACUUCCCAGAGGGAUCUCUUAGAAGCAACCAAGCACUUCAGGUCGGUAAUCAGAUGAUUAACGUGUGCGAUAUCAACAAUAGGGCUACUUGGAAGCAGUCCACAGCGUUGGCCAAGGCAUUCUUUGCUCAGAAGAAUGGAGACAGCCAACACAAUGUCAGUGCAAUAGGACAUUGCCACAUCGAUGUUGCUUGGCUAUGGCCAUACGAUGAGACAAAGAGAAAGGCAGCCCGUUCGUUCGCCACUCAGAUCCUCUAUAUGGACUACUAUCCCGAGUACAAGUUUGUACAGUCACAGGCACAGCUAUACAGCUGGACCAAGAAGUUGUACCCAGAGCUCUUUGACAAGAUCAAGCACAAGAUCAAGUCGGGACAGUUCGUUCCAACUGGUGGUACGUGGGUCGAGAUGGAUGGUAAUUUGCCAUCUGGUGAGUCAUUCAUUAGACAGUUCUUGUUUGGCCAGAACUUCUUUAUGAAGGAGUUUGGACUGCACUGCACAGAGUUCUGGUUGCCUGACACUUUUGGAUACAGUGGCCAACUGCCACAAGUCAUCCGCCACAUGGGCAUCGAGAACUUUAUCACACAGAAGCUAAGCUGGAACAAUAUCAACAAGUUCCCUCACUCAACAUUCAUGUGGGAGGGCAUUGAUGGAAGCAAGGUGUUGUCGCACUUCCCCCCAGCCAACACUUACAACUCUGCCGCCGAUGUUAAGGAGGUCGUGCUGUCUGCCACCAACAACAAGAAUGCUGAGCUUGCCAACGAGUCACUGCUGGUCUAUGGACAUGGUGAUGGCGGUGGCGGCCCCACCAUCGAGAUGAUUGAGAGACUCGUCAAGAUGCCCAACACAGACGGUAUCCCAAAGGUUGGUCUUCGCUCCCCACACGAGUUCUUUGAGCGCGUCAAGCCCGACGCCGACAAGCUGUACACAUGGGUUGGUGAGCUCUACUUUGAGCUGCAUCGUGGUACCUACACGACCCAGGCUGCCUGCAAGCGUGGCAACCGCAAGGGUGAGAACUUCCUUCACGACGUUGAGGCACUCUCCUCAAUCCUCGAGCUGAACAACCAGGCUGGCUUCCACUAUCCCAACAUUGAGCAUCUUUGGGAGUUGUUGCUGCUGAACCAGUUCCACGACGUGCUUCCAGGUUCAUCAAUUGGCAUGGUCUACAAGGACUCUGCUGCACACCACACUCAGAUCGAGAAGGAGUGUCGCCAACUGAUCGAGAACUCUCUUCAUCUGCUCGGUGGCACACAGGCAGGCACCGAUCUCCUCUUGUUCAACCCAACAGGCUUUGAUGUUGAGAGGAUCGUCGAGCUCCCUGACAACACCAUUGUCACCGAACAAAAGUCUCACAAUGGCCUGCCCCUGCACUUGGUCACCAUACCAUCGUAUGGCUUCACAAGAGUGUCAGCCAGUUCAAUCACCAAGAGCACGGCAACAGGACUCUCUGUGCAAGAGAACAAGGACUCGUUCGUAGUCACCAAUCGUUACCAGAAAUGCACCGUCAACAGGAAUGGAACAAUCAGCAGCAUUGUCGAUUUGCACACUGGACGCGAGGUCGUCAAGCCUGGCGAACAAGCCAAUCAGUUUGUGCUGUACGAUGACAUCCCGUUGUUCUGGGAUGCUUGGGAUGUUGAGAUCUACUCACAGCAAAAGUCAAACUUGGCUGGCGUCGCCACCUCUGCCAAGUUGGUCGAGAACGGUCCACUCAGAGUCGGCAUCCAGUUUGAUUCAUGA